AUGGCAUAUUGUUUAGGCGAAGAGUUCCGAACAACACUCUCAAGAGUGAAAACUCAGUACAACGAUCUCCCCUUUGUGGGAGCCAUUCCUUAUGCAGUCCGGAUGCUGAUCAACAAAUUUCGCGCCGGUAUUAGCCCUCACCUAGAAAAGCUUAGACGCGAUCUGGCACACGACCUGAGAGUAGUUUUCAAAAGCUCGGUUGACAAAGUGUUCCUUCUACAUGCUUUGUCUGAGUCCGACAUUAAGAAAGACAUCAAGAAAGGCGUGGAUGACUGCGCCGACUCUCUGGCCCUAUGCGUAAGAGAGCAGCUGGAUAAGCUCGAGAAGGCGAUCAUCAACGGCGUUUUUGAAACAUACAUGGAGCGAUUGGAGGAUCCAUUUAUCGAAUGGGAGUCCAUGUUCGGCGAAGAAGCUUGCGAGGUGCUGGAUAAAUACACAAACUCAACCUCCAGCUCGUAG
This is a messenger RNA of Mollisia scopiformis, 459 nucleotides long. RefSeq lists its product as uncharacterized. NCBI's taxonomy places the organism in Eukaryota, Fungi, Ascomycota, Leotiomycetes, Helotiales, Mollisiaceae. The transcript is spliced from 3 exons. The record is from RefSeq and is a predicted model, not a curated record. The coding region runs from base 1 to 459 and encodes 152 amino acids.